Molecule: messenger RNA, 2269 nt
Organism: Prorocentrum cordatum
Lineage: Eukaryota; Dinophyceae; Prorocentrales; Prorocentraceae
Source: the annotation of a GenBank genome assembly
CGCGGCGCUGGCGGCGGGCCCCGCGCUGCUGCCGCCGCCCGCGUCGGGCGGCCGCAGCCUUGCGGCGGGCGGGGCGGCGGCAGUGGCCGCAGGGGGCGCCCGUGUGCCACGGACGAGGGGGGCACCGCUCGCUGCAGAGACCGGCCCUGGCCCCGGCGUCGAAGAGGCCAGCCUGGGCGGCGGCAUCGCGGAGCUCGAGGGCGAGGAGGACCUGGGCUACACCAUCGACUCGAGCUUCACGCCCGAGGAGAGCGCCCUCGUCGUCCAGGAGGACGACUCGAGCGAGACAAAAUAUUACGGCGUGGGCGAUGCCAGCGGCGUACCCAUCUUAGACUGCCCAGACGGGGAGCCCGUCGACACGCUCAUGCCUGGUUUCGUUGUCGCUGCGCAGGUCCCCCCAGGAUCAGCGCAUGCAAAGCUGCUGGACGGCCGCGGUUGGCUACCGUUGAGCGAUAGCGUCCACGAAGUCAAUCCGUGGGCGGCUCGCAUGAUGAAAAAAAUGGGCAUGGACCGGGACGAUGCCCUGUCCCUGGCCUACCUCCACGUCGAUUCAAGAGACGAUGAGUUGAGCCCAUUGUCUGAGCAUCUACCUUUGCCAGGGCGUGUGGUCAGAAGCUUAGCGAAGGCAGGGGUUCAGCAGGCGUCCCCCAUCCAGGAAGCUGUGUUCAGCCGCAUACAUCGUGGCGAAAGCAUGUGCUUGCAAAGCCAGACUGGAACUGGGAAGACCCUAGCAAUGGUUCUGCCACUGUUGGCUGCGAUGUCCGAGGAGUCCGAGUGGGGUGUCGAGGGAGACAAGAUAAUCAUUGUCGCGGCCUACCGCGAGCUAGCAGUGCAGAUUUAUUCUGAAAUUGACAAGCUUGGGUUCUACCCUCAAGGCCAGGGUAUCGCAACACUCGUGAUCAUUGGUAAUCUGCCGGCGGUGGAGCAGAUCAGGAGAGCUAACAUCAUCAUUGGCACUCCGGGGGAAUUGGGUGGUGUGCUGCACAAGGAAGACGACAUCAUCAAAGAACUCAACACAAAGCUUCGAGCAGUCGUUUUGGACGAAGUGGAUGAGUACACGACCGCGCCUAAGAUAUUCGGUUCUGAAUGGGCCAAGCACCGCAAACGCAAGGUGUACAACGAGAAGAAGACCGUGAUGGACAACGUAUUGAGGGAACACAACACUGGGAAGAUCGAAUGGUUCAUGAAGCGUCAGUUAGCCUACUCGCGCCGCAGAGAUCUGCAGGUGCUCGCGGCUUCAGCCACCAUGAACCGAAACAUUGCGUACAAGGUGCACCGCUUGCUCAGGUGGGAUCCUCUGGGUCGGUGGUACAACAAACCACCUCCUCUGAUGCGCCCGCUGAAAUGGGGGAACGUGGAUUGGCAGAACAUUCCACGAAUGCCCACGGUCCCACUGCACUUGCAGCAUCGCUACGUGCCCGUGGUCAAGGGGCCAACCACCGUCGAGAUCACCGACCACCAUUGGAAGCGAGCGCCUUACGCGAAGGGCGGCCUGCCACGUCUAAAGAAGAUGGGCCUAGGCGGCCAGUCGCACAGAGGGGCGUAUGGAGGCAGGCAUCUGGAGCGCUCUGGCUGGGGCGCGCGCCCUGUCACGAAGGAGACGGCCGCGUCGCUCAUUGACGGUCUGCACGACGCACUGGCCUCCCGUGGGCCAGGCAGCUGCAUGGUAGUGGUGAUGCAGUCCGUGGGCAUCACCAUACGCGAGGUAGUGAAGAUCUUGCACGACUGGGGGUUCUACGAGGCGGAGGCCUUGCACAGGACCCUGUGGACCGACCCUAAGGAUUGGCCGUCCAAAUGGGCCGAGAAGUACACUUACGAUAAGCGCGACCAUUCGGCCGAGCUCGCCGAGAAGCACGCGCAGCUCAACAAGCGCACAAUGUCAGCAGAGCAUAAGAGCUUCCCCGUAGGAUCGUUCGAAUGGAACGCCCUGGAACAGCGCAAGGACAGAGGAGAGGUCACCUCCCCCAUCCUCGUCGGUUUCGAGCAAAGUAGCCGUGGGCUCCACUUCGACGGCGUCGAGACGGUGUACCUGCUCGGGCUGCCCCGGAAGCCGGAGAUAUAUCUCCACGCGGCUGGGCGGGUGGGCCGGCUGGGCCAAAAGUCGGGCAAGGUGGUGUCGAUCGUCCCAAAGCGCAGCACGAAGGUGCUCCACAAGUGGAGGAAACAUAUAGGCCCGAACGUCAAAUUCGAGGAAGAGCUUGUGAGACGCAACCUCAGCACGGAGGUCUCCCUAGGCGUCGCAAAAGGAGGAAUAGGAGAGGGAGCAUGA